UCAGACAAUCCGCUCUCUCUUUGAUACAUACAUGUACCUAAAAAUAUCCCCUAUUAGUAUUAUCUUGCUCUUACUUUAUAGCCUUUCAGACUCUCUUUCUGUACUUUAAUCAUUACAUCUCUCUUUCUUGCUCAUCCUUUCUCAAUAGUCUUCAAAGAAAUUCAGAUCACAAGAGAUCUUGAUUCUGUAAACUCAACUCUUGUUUCCAAGAUGAAUCAGUCGGGGGAGACCGUACGAUUCUUGAUUCACCUCUUUAAUGGAAGAUGGUUCAUGGUGUUUGCUUCGUUCCUCAUCAUGGCGUGCGCUGGAGCCACUUAUCUCUUCGGGACAUACUCCAAAGACAUCAAAUCCACACUUGGUUACGACCAGACAACGUUGAACCUGUUAGGUUUCUUUAAAGAUCUCGGAGCAAACGUAGGAGUCAUGUCCGGACUCAUAGCGGAAGUCACACCGACUUGGUUCGUUCUAACCGUCGGCUCCGCGAUGAACUUCGUCGGUUACUUCAUGAUCUGGCUCACCGUUACAGGGAAAGUAGCCAAACCGAAAGUCUGGCAGAUGUGUCUCUACAUUUGCAUCGGAGCCAACUCUCAGAACUUUGCAAACACGGGAGCUUUGGUUACUUGCGUUAAGAACUUCCCUGAGAGCAGAGGAGUCAUGCUUGGUUUGCUCAAGGGCUACGUUGGGUUAAGUGGAGCGAUCAUGACGCAGCUUUACUUUGCUAUUUACGGUAACGACUCCAAGUCUUUGAUUCUGUUGAUCGCUUGGCUACCCGCUGUGGUCUCCCUUGUGUUUGUGUAUUCCAUAAGAGAGAAGAAGGUCGUGAGGCAGAGAAAUGAGCUGAAUGUGUUUUACAAUUUUCUAUACCUCUCCAUCUUCUUGGCUUUGUUCCUAAUGGCUAUGAACAUCGCCGAGAAGCAAGUUCAUUUCACCAAAGCCGCUUACGCGGCCAGCGCUACUAUCUGUUGUGUUUUGCUAUUUGUGCCUCUAACGGUUGCGGUUAAGCAAGAGAUCGAAGUGUGGAACAUGAAGAAGUUGCCUCCCAGCGAGGUGAAGGUUGAAAACCCGCCCUCUAGGAUGGGUGACCUCCCGGGAAGUCUUGGUGUUGCACCCCUAGAAAAAAAGGUUGGGAACCCCAAGAAAGAAAUUGAUCUUGUUCAUGAAGAGAAGGAGAUGAAAUCUUGUUUCUUGACGGUUUUUGAUCCGCCGCCAAGAGGGGAAGAUUACACAAUACUACAAGCAUUGUUAAGCCUCGACAUGAUCAUCCUAUUUAUCGCGACUUUCUGCGGUUUAGGGUCGAGCUUGACGGCUGUAGACAACCUAGGACAGAUAGGGGAGUCCCUCGGCUACCCUAACCAUACGGUUAGCUCCUUUGUGUCUCUAGUUAGCAUAUGGAACUACUUCGGUCGAGUCUUCUCCGGUUUCGUCUCCGAAUACUUGCUCGCCAAGUAUAAACUACCCCGACCGCUCAUGAUGACGUUCGUUCUUUUACUGAGCUGCGCGGGACACCUUCUCAUCGCGUUCCCGAUGCCUGGCUCGGUAUACAUAACGUCCAUUCUAAUGGGAUUCUCUUUCGGCGCGCAACUCCCUUUGCUCUUUGCCAUCAUCUCGGAACUUUUCGGUCUCAAGUACUACUCUACAUUGUUUAACUGCGGACAGCUCGCUAGCCCGCUCGGGUCUUACAUCUUGAACGUUCGCGUCACGGGGAUGCUUUACGAUAGAGAGGCCUUAAAGCAGCUAAAAGCUCGAGGGCUAACGAGAAAAGAUGUGAAAGACUUGACUUGCUUAGGAAGUCAGUGUUAUAAAUUGCCGUUUGUGAUUUUGGCUUCUGUGACCUUCUUUGGAGCGCUAGUGGCUUUGGGGCUAGCGAUAAGGACGAGAAAGUUUUACAAAGGUGAUAUUUACAAGAAGUUUAGGGAGACUCCUGGAUCUGAAUCUGAAUCUGUAUUGGUCUCUGAUCCAAGAAAGUCUUGAUGAGGAACACAACAGCUUGUUUAAUUUGUUUUCUAAUCAUUCUGUUGAAUUAUAGAUGAAUAUAUUUUUAUUAGUAGAGAGGUGUGUCGUUAUUCUAUACUUCAACGUGGUUUAGUUUUCUUUA
This is a messenger RNA of Brassica oleracea var. oleracea, 2095 nucleotides long. RefSeq names its product protein NUCLEAR FUSION DEFECTIVE 4-like. NCBI's taxonomy places the organism in Eukaryota, Viridiplantae, Streptophyta, Magnoliopsida, Brassicales, Brassicaceae. The coding region runs from base 211 to 1971 and encodes 586 amino acids. The record is from RefSeq and is a predicted model, not a curated record. Gene Ontology annotation, molecular function: transmembrane transporter activity. Gene Ontology annotation, cellular component: membrane. Gene Ontology annotation, biological process: transmembrane transport. The transcript is spliced from 2 exons.